GUUAUUAAUGUGAAUGAACAAAUAGAUAAUGUGAGAAUUGUGUUUGAUGUGUGACCUGGGAUGGUAGCAGAGAUCUCUCUCUCUCACACACUCUCUCUCUCUCUCUUUCUCACACACACACACACACACACCCCGGUGAUCGAUCCGCUUCAGUCUUCCUGGUCUCUGAUCAGGGUUCCUUCUGUUCUCAUCGAGCCUGCAGGUCGCGUUGGUGUCGGUGAGUCGGUGUGCCGGUCUGGUUCUUGUUCCAUCUGGUUCGUUCUGGUUCCGGCUGCUUGUUCCCUAACUUUUCGGAGUGGAGCUUCGUCUCGGGUGAACUGGUGGCGUCUUCGGGCACUUGGCUCCGCUAGGUUGGGAUCAGUUCCGCCUCAGGUCUGUUUCACACCGAACCCCCGAACACGAAGCAGCUCGAGACGAGGUGAUCCGGUCCGGUUCUGUUAGCAGCUACGUUACUAGAUAGCUGUUAGUCUGAGUUAGCAGCUAGCAGCUAGCGGCUAACCCAGACUGCCUCGGUCCUCCUCAUGCCGGCGAUGCUGGAGAGAAACCCGGAGGCUCCGGGGAAGAGGAGAGGCAGAGGUCCGACGGGGAGCGGCAGCAGCGGGCCCGGAGCAGCAGCAAACCACAGCGGGAAGAGUCUGUCCGGGAAUGGAACCAGCACCAACAGCUGCUGGGAAGAAGGAAGCUCCGGGUCCAGCAGCGACGAGGAGCAUGGGGGAGGAGGGAUGCGGGUCGGACUGCAGUACCAGGCCGUGGUUCCGGACUUUGACCCGGAAGUGUCCCAGGCUGCUCAGCUCAGAGAGAACCUUGGCAUGCUGGUCUGGAUCCCCAGCAGCUGUCUGAACCAGACUCAGUUGGACGAGUACAUUGCCAUCGCCAAAGAGAAACACGGCUACAACAUGGAGCAGGCUCUCGGGAUGCUCUUCUGGCACAAACACAACAUUGAGAAGUCUCUGGCCGACCUGCCCAACUUCACUCCGUUCCCUGACGAGUGGACGGUGGAGGACCGAGUUCUGUUCGAACAGGCCUUCAGCUUCCACGGGAAGAGCUUCCACCGCAUCCAGCAGAUGUUACCUGAUAAAUCCAUGGCCAGUCUGGUGCGAUUUUAUUACUCGUGGAAGAAAAGUCGCAGUAAAACGAGUCUAAUGGACCGACAGACACGCAAACACAAGAGAGAAAGAGAUGACAGCGAGGAUGAAGUCGAGGUCAGAAACAUAAAUCCUCCCAGUGACUCUGAGCUCGACCCAAAUAAAGACGACAAGAAGGAGCUGAGUUCUGGAUCAGAGAGGUCAGAGGUCAAACUAGCUCCUGGACCAAAGACAGGUAGCAAGGCGUCUCAGCGGUUGAAAAAACGACCUCCAAAAGGAAUGUUCCUGAAUCAGCAGGACGUGGUUUCUCUCUCGUCUUCGUCUGCUCAGGGUCUCAUCCGACAACUGGAUUGUCAACUGGUCUCCAUAAAGAGACAGAUCCAGACUAUCAAACAGUCAAACGGCUCCCUGAAGGAGAAAAUCAGCUCAGGAGUUGACGAGUACAAACAGCCUGAGGUGAAUCAGAAGUUUAACACUCGUUGGACCACAGAGGAGCAGCUGCUUGCUGUUCAAGCCAUCAGGAAGUAUGGGCGGGACUUCCAGGCAAUCUCAGAUGUGAUUGGUAACAAGUCGGUGGUUCAGGUGAAGAACUUCCUGGUGAACUACAGACGGAGGUUUAACCUGGAUGAGGUUCUUCAGGAGUGGGAGGCCGAACACGGCAUGGAGGCGGGAGACAGGGGAGGAGGAGAGGAGGACAAGAUGGAGGACAAGAUGGAGGAGUGUCCUGCUGAGGAGGAGGAGUUCACGGCCACGGAAACAAAAGAGGACUCGACCUCUCCGAUGGACUCCCAGAAGCCUCUGCCGUCUUGACUCCGUCCUCUGGUUCGAUGAUGUCUUCAUGAGUUUAUUAUUUUAUUUUACUGUGUUUGACUUUUAUUGGUCAGUUAUGAGGUUUUUGUCAUGAACUUGUCGUCACUGCCAAUCAGAAUUCAAAGUGUGUGGGGUCUGUUUUGUCUUUUUUUCCCCACAGAUUUCACAAUGUUUUAUGUUUUGUUUUUGGGGGUGGGGCUUCGCUAUGUUGGAUGAUGUCACUCAGGUAGGGGGCCUUGACAAAAAACAAAAACGUCAUUAAUAAACAAAUCUGUUUCUUCUUUA
Messenger RNA from Cyclopterus lumpus (lumpfish), 2180 nucleotides. It is a transcript of the gene rcor1, whose product is annotated as REST corepressor 1. Gene Ontology annotation, biological process: negative regulation of DNA-templated transcription; regulation of transcription by RNA polymerase II. The record is from RefSeq and is a predicted model, not a curated record. The transcript is spliced from 13 exons. The coding region runs from base 522 to 1895 and encodes 457 amino acids. NCBI's taxonomy places the organism in Eukaryota, Metazoa, Chordata, Actinopteri, Perciformes, Cyclopteridae. Gene Ontology annotation, molecular function: transcription corepressor activity. Gene Ontology annotation, cellular component: transcription regulator complex; histone deacetylase complex.